AUGAAUCCAUCCAACCCAUUUGGAAGCCCACAAGGUUUCCAAGCGACGAGCAACACUAACGCUAGUUUAUUCCAGCCAUUUGGGCAGCAAAGCCCCAACAGGCUGCCUCAGAAUGUGGGUGGUUUUCAAUCAUCAGCGUUUGGCCUACCGACGGCAUCAAAAUUGCCUGGGAACACCAUGUUUGGACAGGGUCCUUCAUUUGGGCAGCAAACAUCACAAACCUCAUCGCUUCCGAGUCACACUCCAGCUUUCGGGCAGCUAACAGUGGGAGGAAGCAACUCUGGCUUCGCUAGUACUUUUGGCGGAUCUAGCCAGACUUCUGCUUUUGGGCAGACACCUGCCUUUGGACAGCAGCAGACUGCUUUUGGUCAGGACUCAAGUUUUGGACAGCUGUCUUCAGGCUUUGGGCAAAAGCUCCCAAGCUUCGGACAGCAGGCGCCAGGAUUUGGAAACGCUCAGUCGACUUCUGGAGCCACGACUUCCUUAGGGCAACCUCAGCAGAUAGGUUUUGGACAGUCUGUAUUUGGAAAACCAGCAACUACCACUGUUGCUGGCAGUAUUUUUGGCGCAACUCCGACCCAGAGUAGAGGAUUUGGAUCUGAAUUCACUUUCAAGCCGGCCAGUGAAGUUCUUUUCAAGCCCAUUUUCAGUGGCAGUCCUGAGCCAGUUCACUCACAAACCAUGUCCUUGUCCAGCUUACCUUUCAGCAGCGCCACUGAAAAGACAAGUUCAAGCACUACUAGUAGCAGCACCAUCACUGGAUUCUCAGGGGCAAAAUCUGGGUCGCUGGGCUUCAGUUUCUCUCCAUCCGUUCCAGUCCAAAACAACCCACUAACUACAGCCAGCAAUAGCGGCCCUACCAGCGCUUUGCAGUUCACAUUUUCCCAGCCUGGUGCACCCUCUACUUCUAACACCAAUGCACCCGUCACCCAGCCUAAAACACCAUCCACUUUCAGCUUUUCAAGCAAAACCUUCCAACCUCAGACAGCACCGCUUUUUGGAGGAACCGGCAUAGUUCAACCGUCCGCUUUCUCAGACAAUAAAUCUAAAGUUGAGUCCACUUCGGACGAUAAAACGACGCAGGAGGGUGACGCGAAUAUAUUUUCGCAAUUUCGAAAAGGUGUGAAACGUAAAGAAGAGCCUACAACAAGUGCAUCCCAUGCCAUUCCGGAAGCUGUUCAAGAGGAGGAGGAAACAACAGAAAGGUCUACGCCAAGGCAGCCCCAAAAGAGGGCUUUGAUGAGGACUCGUCCUCCUGCAGGGUUAUUCAGCAGAGCGCUAAGUGGACUGCGAAAAGCGUCAACUCCCCCAAUUAGGAAAGAGGCAAAGGAGCCUCUGCAACAGAAACAACAGCUAAAGGAGCUGAAGAGCGAGCAUCCCCAAGUGCAGCAUGAACGCAUAACUGCUGGCGCGCAAACCCAAAACACUGAGGUCUUGGAAAAAGCCGAAGAGUCAGAUUCACUACACCUCCAAGAACUGAUGGCUGAAACCAAGACGCCAAAGAGAACUGCCAGACGAAGUGAGAGCUCGGACAGCCUCAGUGGGACGUCUCCUACUGAUUGCACCGUCAUUCAGUGCAGGAAUAUGCCCCCGGCACUCAACAAAAGAGACAUCAUUGUGAAGCAUUUUUCUCGCUUUGGCAAAGUCUGCAAGGUUUUCUGCCGACCUGCAAGGAAGACGGCAAUCGUGCACUUUGACAAUCACGCAUCUGCAGCCAAGGCAAAGAAGAGAGGGAAACACUUGCAUCAGCAUGAACUCCUCCUCUUGUGGCAGAAAAAGAAGCAAAGUCCAGGGGACAAAACUGGCAGACCUGCGGCAAGAAAAAAGGAGGAUGAGAGUAAAAUCCAGGAUGAUUCAAAAAUCAAGGUUUCAUCUCCUUUAAUACGGCCCUUACCUGGCAGCAACUUCAGUCAUAGCUCACCAGUGAAAAAGACACCAAUUUGCAAGUCUCUCCAGUUUGAAUCCGAACUUCAGAAAGAGAAUGUCACAAUGACUCCGAGCUCUGAGUGCCUCGCCCCCCUCAUUGGUAUCGUGGCUGAGACAUCUGAGGACAAGUAUCGCCUCUUAGAGCAGAGGGACAAAAUUCUGCGGCAAAGUCGACCCAAAAGUACGGACAUUGACCUCUCUAAGGUGUUUGUGGGGACAUGUCCUGACAUGUGUCCGGAAAAGGAGCGAUACAUGAGGGAAACAAGACAGCAGCUCAGUGUAUAUGAAACCUUACCAAACACUGAGAUGGUGGAUCAUUCAGCAGCCGUCAAAGAGUACAGUCGUUCGUCAGCUGACCAGGAAGAACCCCUUCCUCAUGAGUUACGGCCUUUGCCAGUCCUCAGCAUGACCAUGGACUAUCUGGUCACUCAGAUUAUGGACCAGGGUCAUGAAAACCUGCGAGAUUGGUAUGAUUUUGUCUGGAACAGGACUCGAGGCAUUCGAAAGGACAUCACCCAGCAGCGUUUGUGCUGCCCGGAAACGGUCUCCCUGAUCGAGAAAUGCACACGCUUCCACUUGCAUUGCGCACACCAUCUCUGCGAAGAACCGAUGUCUGUUUUCGACGUUAAGAUAAACAACGAGAACUUGACGAAGUGCCUGCAGAGCCUGAAAGAAAUGUACGAGGACCUGAAGGGCCGUCAAAUUUACUGUCCCCGUGAGGCCGAAUUCCGCCAGUACAGCGUGCUGCUGAAGCUCAAUGAUGGGGACAUCCUACGUGAAGUCCAACAAUUCCGCGAUGAAGUGCGCAACUCCCCGGAAGUUAAUUUUGCAGUGCAAGCAUUUGCCGCACUGAACAGCAACAACUUUGUGCGUUUCUUCAAGCUGGUUAAUACAGCAUCUUACCUGGCUAGUUGCCUCCUCCACCGAUAUUUCAAUCAGGUGAGAGGGAAGGCAUUAAAAACCUUGAACAUUGCUCACACUGUGGGUCCAAGGUCAACUGCUUUUCCAGUCGAGGACAUUGCUCGGAUGUUGAUGUUCUGCAGUGCUAAGGAAGCAACGGUCUUUAUCCAGCAGUACGGACUCAACGUCAACGAGGGGGCCGUCGAGCUGAAUCGGGUAUUCUAUCAGGAACCGGAGCUGAUAUACCAGAAGAAAUCUGCGCUCAUUCAAGCCAAAAUAACGGCUUUGACCGGGGAAAUUGUGAACGGAGGCCCACUUCCCAAUCCUCCCCAGCAUUAUCCUGUCUGCACCUUUGACUCCCAGAACAAAUAUAGAGGAGAAAACCUUGCAGCUGAUCCAUUUAAAGGUAUUUUGCGAUUCAUUGCUCCCAAAGUGGAGGCGAAGGCGCUUCCAAACAUCCAGUUGCAAACUCAGGUUCUACCAGUCAAGCAUCCUGACGUCCCCAGUGUUUUGGGGCUGAGAUCGUCCGUUCCUGAAAAGACUGAGACGAGCGAUUCCAGCAGUUCGGUCCUUCAAGCUGAAUCCCAGCAGCCCAUAUUGCAGCCACCACCCGUCAAAGCGCCAUCACCUGAACCCGAACCUCAGCCUGUCUUCAGUGAUGAGGACAUCAUGGCUGAGGUGGACAGUUUGAUUGACGAAAUGGUGGAGGCGGCCGCAAGGGAGGUUGCGGCAGAUGGAGCCAGUUAUGUCACAGCGGCUCUUGCUGAGAGCUCUCUGCAGGCAGAGUCUGUACUAAAUGAGGUUUUGGGAGAAAUGCUGCGAGAAAUGUCAAGUACUGAGAUCCACGUAGAGCAAGAGCGGUUAGCCGAAGAAAAACGCAAGAUUGAGGAAGCAAGGAGGAAAGAGGAACACGAGGCCUUUUUGGUCAAGUUCAAACUGUCUUUGUACACAGAGAUCAUGCGGGAAGUAUUAGAAGAGACUAUGACGGAAACUGCCACCACAGUGUUACAGGAAGCAUUGGAUGAGAGAGAGCGCUACAUUGCUAAAUGUUCUCAAGAAGUCUGCACAGAUAUAAUUGAGGAGACUUUAAAAGCAGACAUUGCAGUUCUCGUUGAAGAAAUCCUUGCCGCUGAGCUGCAACGAGCUCACAAAUACAUUAAAAGGUGGCGUGAUGUGGUUGCGGUGCGCCGACAGCUGAAAAGACAGAUGAGAGGCUUCCCAGCGGCUCCUUGCUUCGUGGACCCACGCUUUAAAUUGAAGGCGCUGGCUCCGAGCGCUCCGGCGCAGCAGUCUUUAGAGGAUCUGACUCGUGGAACGGUAGACCUGGGAAACGGAGGAAGAUUAUCGCUGUCCAGUACAAGGGUCUUGAAAAUGAGAUGUUCAGCAAUCCACCAAAUGAGAGUGCAAUACUACUUUCAGCAGCUUCUGGAGGAGUUAGUGUGGGCACCACUCGACCUGCCAGCACUAGUUGUGGAAAAUCUCCACGAUCCACCUGAUAGAAUCUUCUGGAAAGCUCUUGUCCUGUUACCUAGCGACCAUGAAAGUGUUGCUAGCCUGGCAGACAGGAUUCUGUCAGAUUGGCUAGAAGUGAAGCUUGCUGGCAGCCAGGGUUCAAAGUUCAUGGAGGAACAGCAGGAUGGCACUCUGCAAACCCUCUACUUUUCCAACACAGUCAUGGAGAAUGGACCUCGAACCCAUAAAAUCCAUGUCAGCGUUAAGGUGUCCAGAGGUCCGCUGACUGAAGAUGGCUUAUCUAAAGUUGAGGAAGGCUGCGAGCUGCAAGGAGCGGGAGCGCUGAUCAUGUUACUACCCGCGCUGCCCAUCUCGGAGCCGCAACGAUACGAGCGAGACGUCCCGCUGCUGUCGGCUCUGCUCCAGCUUAAGCAGUUGCAGCAAGCCAGUACUUGGCACUGCUCACUUCCUCUGGUCAUUCUAGUGCCGGGCCCUGAGCGCCAUAUCUGCAACACUCAGAAACUCGAAGAAGAACUGAAACUGCCAAUGCUAGUUAAGGAUGGCCUCAUUUCGGAAUAUACGUUUUUGUUCAUACCAGAAACCACAAAUGAUUUGCAGGGAUCCAAACAGCUAAGCUACGCUAUGCGUUGGCUUGUACCCCGGGCGCCCCCGCCCGUCCCUCUAACCUGCCAGACACUGGCCCAGCUCGUCGAGGCCGGCUUGAGUCGCGAGUUCAGCCGCCGAGUUUCAGAUGACCGCCAGGAGCGCCUCGCCGCCGGUCUCUCGCCACAGGAUCCCGCCGCCGUCGUUCAGCUGUACAACGCAGUCAUCGGUCACAUUGCUGACAAAGUGUCGUCGGAGGAACUUUCCAAAAUCUCGUGGCCGCCCGGAGAGUUCUGCAUGCCCGAGACGGGAGAACUUGUUCCACAUUUGAGCUGGAACGCAGGCCCGCACCUGGCCUGGUUGCGGAAAGCUGUCCUCAAUUUGCAGCUGCCGCAAUGGACGCAACUUUCAACUACAGACACCUGGUCUGAGCUGUGCUCGGGAAUCUACGGCUACGCCGAUCAGAUCCUAGCGACGCGUGGAAGUCAGCCCCUUUUUAUGUCACGUCUCGAAAAUCUACUCGAACGGGCCAGAUUCAACGCGAACCGCAGGAGAACUUCCCUUUCCGAGCGAAGCUCGGACUUUUUGGGUGAUACACACCAAGCUAUCUCCUCGGCGUAUAGUCAAAUCCCUUGGGUGGACGUGCUGGUCAUCUGCAUUGAGCACAAACUGAAAGACUGGCCUCUCCCUGGACCGCCAACCUGCGAAGAUGCUAUCACAGAAGAUGGGGAGAUCCUAGUUUACUAUCUGGACGGGUCAUUGAAGGGCUUCCACCCGCCUGAGGAAUGGAACGAGGCUGUCAGAAUGACCCACAGGGAGAAACAGCGAGAUCAUAAAGGGACAAGUUCAGCAGCCUGCGCAACACCUGACAGCCUGUCAAUUAGGCUGAAGUUGUUUUCAAGCGUGCUGGAGCCUGCGGAGGCCCGUGAAGCCCCUCUGGACAUAUCCCAUACCGCCACAGCGUUAGAAGCGCUUACCCACAAGGUGUUCCGGACCUUGGAGGAGGAGAAGGCUGAAAGCUUAAGGAGCACACAACAGCUCCAGCGUUGGCUUGACGGUGGCGAUUGUUUGGAACAGUGGCCCGCAUCCCUUCUUCUCCCAUCCUCCAUUCUACUCUCCAUGCCUACUCUUCUGAAGCAUGGACCAUCAGCCAAGUCUUCAGAUACCGCCUUCACAAAGGAAGCUCACCGACUUGAGCCACUGAAGAAAGACAAGCGUUCCCAGAGGAGUCGUUUGUCCUUGACCGAGCGAUUGCGAGAGCUUCAGCAGCAGAUUGGAGCUAGCCAUGAAGAAGAAUUGGCUUGCAAGUUGAAACUGAGUGCAAUGAUGAGCAUUGUUGAAGACUGA
Messenger RNA from Nerophis lumbriciformis (worm pipefish), 6228 nucleotides. NCBI's taxonomy places the organism in Eukaryota, Metazoa, Chordata, Actinopteri, Syngnathiformes, Syngnathidae. The record is from RefSeq and is a predicted model, not a curated record.